CGCACACCCCUGCACAACCUCCCGCCUGCCGCCGCCCUCGCGAGGCCGAAGCGGGAGCGACGAGGCCCGGGCGGGAGUCGGGAGCGCAGCCGGCAUGGAGACGCUGCUGCUGGGCGCCGGGCUGCUGCUGGGCGCCUACGUGCUUGUCUACUACAACCUGGUGAAGGCCCCACCGUGCGGCGGCAUCGGCAGCCUGCGGGGCCGCACGGCCGUGGUCACGGGCGCUAACAGCGGCAUCGGGAAGAUGACAGCGCUGGAGCUGGCGCGCCGGGGAGCGCGCGUGGUGCUGGCCUGCCGCAGCCGGGAGCGAGGGGAGGCGGCCGCUUUCGACCUCCGUCAGGAGAGUGGAAACAAUGAGAUCAUCUUCAUGGCCUUGGACUUGGCCAGUCUGGCCUCAGUACAGGCCUUUGCCACUGCCUUCCUGAGCUCUGAGCCAAGGCUGGACAUCCUCAUCCACAAUGCAGGGAUCAGUUCCUGUGGCCGGAUUCGGGAGGCCUUUAACCUGCUGUUGCGAGUGAACCACGUUGGGCCCUUUCUGCUGACACACUUGUUGCUACCCCGCCUGAAGUCAUGUGCCCCCAGCCGUGUGGUGGUAGUGUCCUCGGCCGCCCACCGGCGCGGUCGCCUCGACUUCACACGUCUGGAUUGCCCAGUGGUGGGCUGGCAGCAGGAGCUUCGGGCAUAUGCUGACAGCAAACUAGCCAAUGUGCUGUUUGCCAGGGAGCUUGCCACCCAGCUUGAGGGCACUGGGGUUACCUGCUAUGCGGCCCACCCAGGACCUGUGAACUCCGAGCUCUUCCUGCGUCACCUCCCCGGAUGGCUGUGUCCUAUAUUGCGCCCACUGGCUUGGCUGGUACUCCGGGCCCCUCAAGGGGGUGCCCAGACACCCCUGUACUGUGCUCUGCAGGAGGGCAUUGAGCCCCUCAGUGGGAGAUAUUUUGCCAACUGCCGUGUGGAGGAGGUCUCCCCAGCUGCUAGAGAUGACCAGGCUGCCCACAGGCUAUGGAAAGCUACCAAGAAGCUGGCAGGGCUUGGGCCUGGAGAGGAUGAUGAUAGCCCUGAUGAAGAGCCCCGACCUCAGGAGGAUCUAGGGGCCCCAUCUUCUCUGGAUGCCCCCAGCUCUGAGAAAACCACAGUUUCUGGACCUUCUCAGAGCUCUCAGGGCUCACCAGACUUGUCUACAUUGACACAGCGAAGAAUUCAGAUGAAGGCUGAGCCUACACACUAACUUUCCUAACCCGUCGGCUAGAAUGCUUCUGUAGUGCAGUAGGACCCCUCAAAACCUCAGCUGUGUGCCUGGCCACGGAGGGGUUGCCACAUUUACCUUGGUGGUUCAGUUUGGGGACCUCUUAUGUCCUAAACAGCCCUUUUCCUAGUGAAAGGAAAUAAGUACUACUUCCUAAAACGGACAGUAAUCCCAGGUCCAGGGAUGAUAUGUCAAGACACUGGAUUGCUUUUGGAAUUUGAUUUUCCGGUUUCUGGGCUCUUCCCUGAAUAAUGAUCCGCCCCGGGGAAGGGCUGGGGACUUUGCCGCUGAUGCACUGUUGAUGUUGAACGUUCCUGAACCAAGGGAGCCCUUUGCAACUUUCUAGCUAGGUAGUUCCUUGACCCCCAUUUUACCGAGGCAGGACUAGGAAAGGACUCAGGGCAGAGACUGGUUAUUUGAGCCCCGGGGUCUGCUGUAAGGCAGGUGCCCGAGGGGACGCCGCUCAAGGAGUUACUACUACUGAUGGGCCCCAAAGGUGCUAGGGGGGCCAAGCCCCCUGGAAUAAAGCGAGUUGACCACA
Messenger RNA from Peromyscus maniculatus bairdii (prairie deer mouse), 1787 nucleotides. RefSeq names its product dehydrogenase/reductase 13 (gene Dhrs13). The record is from RefSeq and is a predicted model, not a curated record. Lineage: Eukaryota; Metazoa; Chordata; Mammalia; Rodentia; Cricetidae.